AUGAUUAAAAUAUUAAACUAUAAAUAUUACACCUUUAACUUUAACAAGUAUGUGAAAAUAUGUGUACGUUAUGAUCACGCAAUAAGCAAAGGCGAUGUGAGCUUAAAGAAUUUCGAAGAUAUACCUGGACCCAAAUCUUAUCCUAUUAUUGGAACUUUACAUCAAUAUUUGCCAUUAUUAGGAGACUAUGACGCAGGGGCAUUGGACAAAAAUGCCUUGUAUAAUUAUCGCCGGUAUGGUAAACUCGUGCGAGAAAAUCCAGGAGUGCGUCUGCUUCACGUGUAUGACCCUGUAGAUAUUGAAGCUAUAUUUCGUCACGAUGACCGGUAUCCAAUUAGAAGAAGUCACCUUGCCAUGUUACAUUAUAGAAUGAAUAAACGAAGUGUGUACAAUACAGGAGGGCUUCUUGCUAGUAAUGGAGAAGAAUGGUGGCGACUUCGAAGUACGUUCCAGAAGAAUUUCACUUCUCCUCAGAGUGUAAAGGUACACGUCGAAAGCACCGACGAAAUUGUGAGAAAACUUGUAAUCAGCAUAAAAGAAACUUAUUCUCCCGGUGAAGACUUCUUGAAGUACUUAAACAGAUUGAAUUUGGAGAUAAUCGGAGUGGUAGCUUUCAAAGAAAUCUUUGAUAGUUUUUCAACACAAGAGCUUAAUCCAGAUUCUCGGAGCAGCAAAACAAUAGCAGCAGCAUUUGGUUCAAAUUAUGGUAUCAUGAAAUUAGACAAGGGUUUUAUGUGGAAGUUCAUUACGACGCCUCGAUACAAGAAAUUAGCGGAAUCUCAAGAGUAUUUGGAAAAAGUAUCAAAAGACAUUUUAAUUAAAAGAAUAAACUUCUAUAAAGAGGAGGGCGAAAUUCAAGAUCAUUGUCUAUUGAAAUCGUUUCUUCAAGAGCCAAAUGUGGAUUUGAAGGAUAUAAGAGGAAUGAUGGUAGAUAUCUUGAUGGCUGCCAUUGAUACAACUGCGUAUUCAACAAGCUUCGCGUUAUAUCAUUUGGCGAGAAACAAGAAUUGUCAAGAACGUUUGUUUAAAGAAAUUUUGACGUUGUUACCAAGUAAAGAUUCUAAUAUUACACCAGAAAUUUUGGCAAAAGCAAAUUACACACGAAGUUGCAUCAAAGAAAGUUUAAGAUUGAAUCCCGUCGCUAUUGGAGUUGGCAGAGUGUUACAAAAUGAUAUUAAGCUGAGGGGAUAUCUCAUUCCAAAGGAUACUGUAAUAGUAACUCAAAAUAUGAUAGCUUCACGACUACCUCAGUAUGUAAAGGAUCCAUUAAUGUUCAAACCUGAAAGGUGGCUUAGAAGUUCACCACAAUACGAAAACAUUCAUCCUUUUUUAUCUUUACCUUUCGGAUUUGGUCCACGUUCCUGCAUUGCAAGGAGGCUUGCUGAGCAAAAUAUUUGUAUUACUUUAAUACGGCUUCUUCGGGAGUUUCAAAUCGACUGGAUUGGUGGAGAGUUGGGCAUACAAGCUUAUCUGAUAAAUAAGCCAGAUAAAGCAGUAUCAUUAGCAUUCUCAUCUAGAGAAAAUUUAUAA
This is a messenger RNA of Diatraea saccharalis (sugarcane borer), 1530 nucleotides long. NCBI's taxonomy places the organism in Eukaryota, Metazoa, Arthropoda, Insecta, Lepidoptera, Crambidae. The record is from the annotation of a GenBank genome assembly.